Messenger RNA from Symbiodinium natans, 1650 nucleotides. NCBI's taxonomy places the organism in Eukaryota, Dinophyceae, Suessiales, Symbiodiniaceae. The record is from the annotation of a GenBank genome assembly.
AUGCUGGGUGCUCAGAUGUUUUUGCUUGCGGCUCGCGUUAGCAGUGGGCUCUUACCACUUGGUGUGAAGCUGCGUUGGAUACCCGUGCGCUUGCCCCUAUGGGAGCCGCCCCAGCCUCCGGCACAUGUCGACGUCGCCCCGCCUCCUCCAACUCAGGGCGGUGUGGAGGCUGUGCACGAAGCUCUACGCGCCCGAAGGCAGCUUGCGGACAUCGUGCGGAAGAAUGACGAGGUGCUGCUGGCCCUGCAGUUGAGACAUCACUCUGAUGACCGCACCGUCAUCAGGGCGCUCGCCAAAGUCAAUGACCUCUUUGAGUUGCUGAGGCAAGCAGGCUGCACCAUCGUGCAAGCCGCCCGGGCAGAGGAGUUGAUGGAGCUGGCCAUUGAGGCUCCCGAUGUGAAGGCUCCCAAGCGAAGCUCGGCUCGAUACUUCUAUGCCGCUGCAGGCCUCAUCGUUGUGAUGAUCUUGGUUCUCGUGGCCAUCAUCGUCUUGGAGAUGUCGCAGGCGGCCCAGGGAUGGGAGGUUGGGAAAUGCAGCAUCACGCUUUUCCACAACCAGACCUGCUUUCAGACGCCCGCGGAGCGCCGCGGCGACUUCUCCCCGGGCUGGGCUGCGACGCUGACAGACUUCGGUCCAGGCGACCGGGUGUUUCUCGACACUGGCUGCAAUGACCGUCAGCAUCACGCGGUUGUGGUGUCUUUCUCCUCGCCUUCCGGUGUCAUGCCUUCGUCUCUUCAGCACGACGAGCUCUGCUUGGGCUUGUCAAAGCGCAUCUCGCCAAUACAGAAGCACGAGUGUCGUGUCACACUUCAGCUCGGUGACCACUUGCUUCACGCGCCACGUCGCCGUUUGCUUCGGGUAGUGUCGCCAACGUGCGUGCUAGUUGUCCAUGACACUGUGGGCUACCGGCGCCUUGCACGAACUCAAGUCGGGCAGGACGAUGCAGUGCUCGAGAUAGGUUCCUCACUUGGCGAGUGUACACACAUUCUGUCUUCUCGCGCCUCGGCGGUGAUUGGCAUCGAUGUCAGCCGUGACCUGGUGGAGGAAAGCAGGCGACGCUUUCCCAAUUGCCGUUUCGAGUGGCUGGACUGCUUUCAAGAAGAAGCACGCCUGCGAGCCUUGUGCAAAGAGCUCCUGGAAGCCAGCAGCAGCCUGAAGGUAUUCGUGGACAUCGGCGGGGACCGGACGACGAACGACGUCUGCUGCUUUUUGGCACUCCUGGAUAACGUGCUGAGGACCCUUGCUUGGGAUUCCUUGCCAUCCUUGCCGUCCUUGCCAUCUCUUGUGGUGGUGAAGUCCAAGGCGCUGUCCGGUGCCGCGGCAGAGGUAGCAGGUCCGGAUGGGACUAUCCCGGCGCCAAAGCUGCGCCCUUGGCUGGAAGCUUGCACCAUACCGCCCGUGGUGAGCUCCAAGCAGUUGAAGAAGAAGAUGGCACGGGCAAGGAAGGCCCAGUGGCAGCAAGCUGACGACUCCGUGUGGCAGGCUUUCGAGAUGGAGCGCAUCCAAUGGGAUAUCCUUGAUGAUGAGGACCCCUUGAUGUUCCGCGCGUGUCGAAGGGUGUGGACAGACUUGCGCAAGAAGGAGCGAGCACACCUGAAAGCCGAGCUCCAAGACUUCAAAUACCUCAAGCAGGAGCAGCCAGAGGCAUGA